Molecule: messenger RNA, 645 nt
Organism: Protobothrops mucrosquamatus (brown spotted pit viper)
Lineage: Eukaryota; Metazoa; Chordata; Lepidosauria; Squamata; Viperidae
Product: zinc finger protein 253-like
Exons: 1
Coding region: 1-645 (214 amino acids)
Biological process (GO): negative regulation of transcription by RNA polymerase II
Molecular function (GO): DNA-binding transcription repressor activity, RNA polymerase II-specific
Source: RefSeq, a predicted model, not a curated record
AUGAACACUUCUUUUACUAAGCAUAAAUUGAUCCAUAUAGGAGAGAAACCACUUAAAUGCAUAGAAUGUGGGAAGAGCUUUAGGCAAAGUGGUGACCUUGCUUCCCAUAAAAGGAUUCAUACGGGAGAGAAACCCUAUAAAUGUAUUGAGUGUGGCAAGAGCUACAGAAAUAGUGAUCAACUGACCUCCCACAAAAGGAUCCAUUCAGGUGAAAAACCUUAUAAAUGCACAGAGUGUGGAAAACCGUUCAGGACAUUCAGUUCCCUUGCUUACCAUAAACGGACACAUACUGGAGAAAAACCGUAUAAAUGCCUGCAGUGUGGAAAGAGCUUCAGUGUAAAGAGUUCUCUUACUUCCUAUAACCGGUUACACACAGGAGAAAUCCCUUAUAAAUGCAUGGAGUGUGAAAAGAGCUUCAAAACCAGCAUUCACCUGACCUACCAUAAAAGAAUCCAUAUGGGAGAGAAACCUUAUACAUGCCUGGAGUGUGGAAAGAGCUUCAGCCAUAGAAGUCAACUUAGUUACCAUAACAGGAUCCAUACUGGGGAAAAACCUUAUAAAUGCACAGACUGUGGAAACACUUUUGCUGGCAGUGGCUAUCUGACUUACCAUAAAAGGACCCACACAGGAGAGAAAACUGUAUAA